AAGCCCAACAAAAUAUCGCAGAGGGAAUAGACUUCCUGUAGAAAAUAUCCCUUAUUUUUGUUUUGCUAUGAGACGCUGAUUUUUGUUUUUUUGUUAGGUAGCAGAUUCCUUCCUUGAAUAAUUUGGAGUUUCGCCUUGCUAAUGUUUUUAUAAUGCCAAAACAAUUAUUAGGCGCCGAUAUAGGCACCAUUUGGUUCAGCGCAAGCAACUGGAUAUCAGCUUUGUGGCUUUUUAUUUUACUGUAACGUUAGCUAGGAAGAUUAAUUAAUUCAUUGUGACAAGCAGCAUGGCGUCCGGAGGCGGUUCAACAACUGUCGGAGAUAUUGAGGAGGACGCGUCUCAGUUACUUUUCCCCAAAGAGUUCGAAAACGCGGAGACACUUCUAAACUCCGAGGUACACAUGCUUCUGGAGCAUCGCAAGCAGCAGAACGAGAGUGCAGAGGACGAACAAGAGCUAUCGGAGGUCUUCAUGAAAACUCUGAAUUAUACUGCACGUUUCAGCCGGUUCAAAAACAGAGAAACUAUAGCCAGUGUCCGCAGCUUGCUCUUACAGAAGAAGCUGCAUAAAUUUGAGCUGGCCAGUUUGGCCAACCUGUGUCCAGAAGCAGCGGAGGAGGCCAAAGCCCUCAUCCCUAGUCUGGAGGGGCGGUUUGAGGAUGAGGAGCUGCAGCAGAUCCUUGAUGACAUCCAGACCAAGAGAAGUUUCCAGUACUGAAGACAGUUCCUCCUCUGGCCUGUUCUAACCUAAACCCAUCGUUAUGCCAGAAAAUACUGGGCUCUGCUACCCACCCAGAAGGACACUGUGCAUCCUAAAUGACACCCUUUAUAGUGAAUAGGGUGCAGUUUGGGAUGCAAUCGGACUCUGACAGUUCUUCCCAGGAUGGGUACCUCCAAAUUGGACUUGGGGGGUGUAUCGACAGCCGAGGGGUGCAUCAGGCACCGCAGAUCCGUACAUUCAUUGCAGAGAUGAUACAGCUCCAUUUAGAAGACCAUACCAAGCUAGGAUGAAUACAUACAUUACUAAAUGUAAAUACUUUAUAAAUAAACAUUUAUUUUUUUAUAACA
Salmo salar (Atlantic salmon) is the source of this 1065-nucleotide messenger RNA. RefSeq names its product DNA-directed RNA polymerase II subunit RPB4. Gene Ontology annotation, cellular component: RNA polymerase complex. NCBI's taxonomy places the organism in Eukaryota, Metazoa, Chordata, Actinopteri, Salmoniformes, Salmonidae. Gene Ontology annotation, molecular function: nucleotide binding. Gene Ontology annotation, biological process: DNA-templated transcription initiation. The record is from RefSeq and is a predicted model, not a curated record.